AUAUUCAACUAUUUUAUAUUUCUCUGAUAUUCUAUUAUUAGUGAAUUUUGUAAUAAAAGUGCAGUUAAUUUUUGUAAAAAUUAGACGACAUAUUUUACUUAAAGUUUUAAGUGCUUGCAAUAGCAUUUUUAAGGUAGUAUAAUAAAGACCUUGAAUUCGGAAUUAUAAUUUUGUUACAAGAUUGAAAUUGUUUUUUUGUCAAACAUGAAGCUACUAGAUAUAUCUGACAUAGCCGAGUUGACACGGUCAAAUGUACAUAUUGGCAACAAACCUCUGCUGAUUGAGAAGAUCAACAAACUUAUCAGCGGUGGGCAUAAGAAGCUGCAAAUUGUGACGGACUUUGACCACACUCUCACUCGCCACAAGAUGGACGAUGGAUCUGUUGUGCUCACCAGCUUUGGUAUGUUUCGGGAAUGCCCGUCCAUUCCCCAGUACUAUAAAGAUGAAGAUACAAGGCUGUCGGGCAUCUAUAAACCUAUCGAAGCCGACCCCCACAUGAAGGUUGAAGAGAAGAUUAAGCAUAUGGUUAAUUGGUAUCAUGCGGCUCAUGACAUACUCAAAGGAGUCAAGUUGCCGCGAGAUGAACUUAUCGAAAGCGGGAAUAAGAUGAGAAAUUGCUUUAGGCUGGGAGUGAAGGACAUGCUGGCGUGGAGCUCGGAGCGCGGGGUGCCGGUGCUGGUGUUCUCGGCCGGGCUCGGCGAGAGCGUGGUGGCCGCGCUGCAGGCCUCGCAGCUGCUGCUACCCAAUGUCAAGGUGGUCUCAAAUUUCCUGUCGACAGACGAGAACGACGCCAUAAUCGGCAUAAAGGGCGAAGUGAUCCACACGUACAACAAGAACGAGGCCGCGAUCAAGGGCACGGAGUACUACGAGCUGGUGAAGGAGCGGGACAACGUCGUGCUCAUGGGGGACAACAUCGGCGACGCCGGCAUGGCCGAGGGCAUGGACCACUGCGACACGGUCAUCAAGGUCGGGUUCCUGGGCCACGGCACCGACAACCUGCCCAACUACCUCAAGCACUUCGACGUGGUGCUCGUCGACGAGCACUCCGUCGAUCUAGUCAACGCCAUUCUGAAACACCUGCUGUGAUUUUGUUAUGACGAUGAUGAGGGACUAGGGAAUGUAAGGGUCCAUUUAUCUCGCGUGCGAGUUUCGAUACUUUGUGGUAUUUGCUUGGUGUGCUGUGUGCGGUGUGUAACCUCAACACUCCGCGAUGUACCAUCGGCAACACUGUUAGCUGUACAUUUGUAAUCCUUAUUACACGGACAUAAAGUCUACCGAUGGUUAGUUAAGGGUGUUGCUGUUAGUAACAUGUAACCUCAACACUCCGCGAUGUACCAUCGGCAAUCGGCAACACUUAGCUGUACAUUUGUAAUCCUUAUUACAAGGACAUAAAGUCUACCGAUGGUUAGUUAAGGGUGUUGCUGUUAUGUUAGUAACAUGUAACCUCAACACUCCGCGAUGUACCAUCGGCAACACUGUUAGCUGUACAUUUGUAAUCCUUAUUACAAGGACAUAAAGUCUACCGAUGGUUAGUUAAGGGUGUUGCUGUUAGUAACUAAAAUCGCUAGUUCGCGCGACGUGUAAAUGGGCCCUGAUGCUGUAUUUUUUAAACACAGUUUUUGAUUAAGGCAGCAGACUUCUAUUGUUCAAAGAACUCAAGCGAGUUCCCUAGUCGAAGUAGAUAAUUGUUGCAUAUUUUAUUGUCCAUUCAUUUUUGGCGUUAUUCCCGUGUGUUCUCUAUUUGUUAUUUUGACAUUAAUUACCAUUGUAUUAGAACAAACGGGAUUAAUCUUUAUUUUGUUUUUGUUAAAAAUAUGUAAGAGAUAUUUUAUUAUCAAUUUUUGUGUACAAAUGUUGUUCCUCAUUAUAUUAGAAACAUUUCGUUUUAAUUUAUAUAAUAAUAAUAUACACUAUGAUUGAAUGUGCAGUAGGGUCAUGUACUUAGAACAUGCCUAUACUCAAACUCAUGUUAAGAUGCAUACUACCUAAUAUUUUCAUAGUGCACUGCACUAAAGAUAAAAUCGCUUUUUUGUGAUACUUGGAUAACCGAUUAGAAAUAUUUCACUCAGCAUAAGUGUGUUUGGUAUAUAUUUUAUUACAAUAAUAACAUCAUAUGUAACACACAAUGCGCAACAAUGCAGCCAAGACUCAAAUUGUGAGCAUAAAUACUACGAAAUAUCUUAAGUCUAUGUACGAAACACUUUUUUUCGAAUCUGCCGGAUUUACUUAUUGAAUAGAGACCAAAAGAUGGGGCCGGUGUUUCCUCUGUUCUAUAAUAUGAAGAAUACUGAACGUAAUUAACUAAUUAUUGAUUGUUACAUUCACCUGCCAUAACCGUCCUAAUAAUUUGGCGUUUUGGACUGCAUCAACAUUGUAGGUAUUUGUUUCACCAAACACACUCCUAUACACAGAAUGGAGAAAUGUAUUGACUUAUUUUUCUGAUCAAAUUGUCGAUAUUUUAUGGUAUUAUUAAAAAAAAAAUAGUGUAAGUUUUUGAAAAGUGUACAAAAUUUUUUGUAUGAAUUUAUGCAAGACGAUUCUAGGACAAAAAGUUUAGAACCUGUUCCGUUAUUCCUACGAGUAAAAUAUAGUUUGAUCAAUGGCUACAACCCGACAAAAAGUGGGCCACUGAGCUUACGGCAUAGUCACAAAAUAAGAUUGAUAUUUUUUUUAUGAUUAGUAUCAGUUGAUUAGGCUUGUUUUUAGGGAUCCAAAUAAUUUCCAUGUAUUAUUUUAGUAUUCAGUGUAUUCACAUUGUUGUUAUGAAGUUCACACUCCUCUCUCACUUUUCUGUGCGCUGUACCAAUUUGAUUCUUACGAGUAGAUACCCUACUAACUAUAGAAUCUCAUCGCUUUUUCUACUUACAUGAAAUAACUAAACCAUACCUAAUAACGACGGAUCACAACAUCAACUUCAUAUAAAGGUAUUUGCCCACUAGACCGUAAAAUACCGCGGAUCGCUCCGCGCGGUCGGUCCACGUGACACUAACACCAGCCUAACAUAGUAGACCUAAGAAUCAAAUUGGUUGACUGUACCGUUAUUAUUGCUCAUAGUUCUGAAGUUGUAGUAUCGAUUUAUCUUUUCACAUACGAUGCUAGUUUGUGGCUUUCAUUGAAUAAUUUCUCUUUUAUUAUAUUGAAAAUGUCUCCUGUAUGUGCCGUUCAAUUCCCAAAGGGUCCUUAUGCUUUUAGCCUCCAGGGGUUCCCCGUGUACAAUUUUUUGUAGAUUCAAAAAUUUAUUUUUAACUUUUAUUGAAUAACAAAAGGUUCCAAAUUAAAAAACAAAACUAAUGUUUCGUGUACUCACGAGGGUAGAUAAAUGAGGGUAAUUUCAUCUAAAAUUCCCACAGAAAAUAAAGCAUAAGGACCAUGCAUGGAAUACCACAUAAUAAUUGUUCAGACAUUGACUUGAAAAGUCCAAUAGUUUUGUAAUUAGCCAAAAGUCGCACAUGUAGGUUAUUAUAUAUUGAAAUUUAUCUAGUGAUAAUAGUAGAAAAAAAAUUGAUAAGACGUCUCGAGAUUAUAGAGAUAAUAUGAAACGAUGAAUAAAACAACUGGUAUAUUAAA
Molecule: messenger RNA, 3567 nt
Organism: Leguminivora glycinivorella
Lineage: Eukaryota; Metazoa; Arthropoda; Insecta; Lepidoptera; Tortricidae
Gene: cN-IIIB
Product: 7-methylguanosine phosphate-specific 5'-nucleotidase
Exons: 7
Coding region: 205-1086 (293 amino acids)
Cellular component (GO): cytoplasm
Molecular function (GO): magnesium ion binding; 5'-nucleotidase activity
Source: RefSeq, a predicted model, not a curated record